UGCGUCACUUCCUUUCCAUGCGUCACUUCCUGUUUAAAGUACAGACUACUACCAGGAAAAGAAGAGCAUUUCUCUCGUCUUUUAUACGAAGAAAUGUUAGAUAGGUUCCAUAUCCGUAAAAAGUGAGCUAAGUUGUCCAGGAAAAGUAAUAUAUAUAUAGCCUUUAGGAUUUUAAUUCGCAAAUUUUUAGAGGAAAUUGUUCCGUGCAACGAACCUAGUGUCGGCAAGAAACCGCUGAGGGCCAGAUGAGUGGAGCAGCAUUUCCUUCGCCAACAGCAGAGAUGGCGGAGAUCAACCGUAUCCAGUACGAGCUGGAGUACACUGAGGGCAUCAGCCAGAAGAUGCGCAUUCCCGAGAUGCUGAAAGUGGCUCCUCACGCCUUGGAGGACCCCGCUGUGGGAAAACAGGACCUAUUCCCAGGUGUCAUAAUGCAAGUCCCUGAAAGAAUUGUGAUCUCAGGAGAUUCUGCAGACCCUCAGUACUCCAGACCCAGAGAUCUAGACCUCAUCCAGUCAACACCAGUAGAAAGUCUGUCCCUCAAAACUCCCCCCAGGGUCCUCACUCUCAGUGAGCGGCCUCUGGACUUUUUAGAAGAGGAGCAGCGUGGAGCUCCAGAGAGUGAGGAGCUGAUGCGGCCCCAAGGACGCCUGCGCAGGGAACGGUCGGCCAGCGAGAACGCCACCGCCCGCCAUAGCAGCCACCUGCCAUCCAAUGAUUCAAUUGCCGCCCCACCCCGCCCAGCCACUGUCCAAUGCCCCCCUCCCAGCGUGGCUGAGGAGCUCGACAUGUACAACGCUAGUGGUGUUAUAUCUUUUAUCCAGUCCACCACCCGUCGGGCCUACCAACAGGUCCUGGAGGUCCUGGAUGAAAACCCACGCAGCAAACCAUCACUGCGAGGGGGGUCGGCCUCCAGCUCCAACCCCCUGCACGACCCCAGGCUUGGGUUAUCAACAUAUGAGGCUUCUCUGGAGGGGCCGAGUGAAGACCUGACCGUGGUCGAUGCUACGACGAUUCGACGUCAGCUCAUCAAACUGAACCGGAGACUCCAACAUCUGGAGGAGGAGAACAAGGAGAGAGCAAAGCGAGAGAUGAUCAUGUACUCUAUCGCCGCUGCUUUCUGGCUCAUCAACACUUGGGUGUGGAUGCGGCGUUAGACCUGAUGGCGCCGCCAUCGCCAUGCCAGCAGAAUGCACUCGUCCUUCCUUCCUCAGUGUUUCAAAUAUUAGCUACUCGCUGCACUCUGUUCCGGACGUGAGGAGGCCACGCCUCCCGUUGCACACUGGAGGAUUUGAUUACGUUUAUUUAAUACAUGUACAGUUUUAUUUUUUUAUUCUUCUCUCAUCAUUUUCUUUUUUGUUUUUCUUGCUUUCAUCCGAAAUUAAGCGCUAAAAGCUGAAAAUGUCAUGUAAAUAUUUCUUCAUUGCACUUAAAGCUGUGGGAGGAGCUUCACAUCCAAUCAGUCAGUUUGGUAGAAUUUGAAACUCCAGCUUUAGCUCUGAAAUGUACAUUUAUGAAGGUAGCAUGAAUAAUAUGUAACGUCUGCAAAUCCUUUGGGAUUCAGACUUGGAAGUUUGAUUCUACUCAGUAAAGCCUUCCUUUAAUGAUG
This is a messenger RNA of Oryzias melastigma (Indian medaka), 1606 nucleotides long. It is a transcript of the gene mffa, whose product is annotated as mitochondrial fission factor a. The record is from RefSeq and is a predicted model, not a curated record. The transcript is spliced from 8 exons. Gene Ontology annotation, biological process: positive regulation of mitochondrial fission. NCBI's taxonomy places the organism in Eukaryota, Metazoa, Chordata, Actinopteri, Beloniformes, Adrianichthyidae. Gene Ontology annotation, cellular component: peroxisome; mitochondrial outer membrane. The coding region runs from base 246 to 1154 and encodes 302 amino acids.